AAUGACGCCCCGGGCCCACCACGGCCAAGUUUAUCAGAAAUCCCACGUGGGAAGCCCGAGCUCCAGGCCAAGAGCAAGAACAGCAGCCGCAUCCUGCCCGAUCCCGUCUCCUCCCGGUCCCGUCGCAUCAUAUCACCACAGCCCGAGAGAGAUCGAUCGAUCGAGACCGAUCCCAUCCGGCCGUAGGAACGCGGCGGCGACGGCGAGACAACCAUCAUUGGCUGGUCGAAUCGAAUCUCUUCUUUGGAGCCGAUUGGCCGGGCAGGCGAAAAGGGGAUCGGUCGGCGGAGCGAUAAUCCGGUCAAAAAGGCUCCGGCUUUUAGUUAGCGGCGGCGGCGGCGGCAGGCGGCUGCUCUGCCAACGAUGGACCCGCAGGUGGCGGUGCGCGGGGGCGACUGGGUGUCGGCGGUGACGCCGCUGCUGAAGCUGCUGUGCCUGACGGUGAUCGGGCUCCUCCUCGCGCACCCGCGGGCGCAGGUGGUGCCCAAGGCCACCUUCAAGCUGCUCAGCAAGCUCGUCUUCGCGCUCUUCCUGCCCUGCCUCAUCUUCGUGCACCUCGGCCAGUCCGUCACGCUCCACAACGUGCUCCACUGGUGGUUCAUCCCCGUCAACGUCCUCAUCGCCACCGCCGUCGGCUGCGCGCUCGGCUACGCCGUCGCCCUCGUCUGCCGCCCGCCGCCCCGCUUCUUCCGCUUCACCGUCAUCAUGACGGGCUUCGGCAACACGGGCAACCUCCCCAUCGCCAUCAUCGGCUCCGUCUGCCACACCACCGACCACCCCUUCGGCCCCGGCUGCCACCGCGAGGGCAUCGCCUACGUCUCCUUCGCGCAGUGGGUCGCCGUCCUCCUCGUAUACACCCUCGUCUACCACAUGAUGGAGCCCCCCAUGCAGUACUACGAGAUCGUCGGCGAGGGCAACGAGAUCGAGCGGGUGCCCGAGGAGGAGGAGACGCAGGUCAGCAACUUCAGCCGCCCUCUGCUCCAGGAGGCCGAGUGGCCCGGGAUGGCCGAGAAGGUCAUGGAGCACUCCAAGACGCCAUUCAUCGCCAGGAUCUUCGCCAGCAUCUCGGGCUCCUCGCAGAACACCUUCCCCGACAUUGAUUUCUCCGAGGAGGGGGGGAUCUCCGGCGCCGGCCCUAGCAGCCCAAAGUCUCUCCGGUGUUUGGCGGAGCCCAAAGUGGUCAGGAGGAUGAGGGUUGUCGCCGAGAAGACUCCGAUUCAGCAUGUCCUUCAGCCGCCGACCAUCGCCUCGUUGCUCGCCAUCAUCAUCGGCAUGGUCCCCGUGCUCAAGGCCUUCGUGUUUGGGGCUGAUGCGCCGCUCUCGUUCUUCACCGACAGCCUGGAGAUCCUGGCUGCUGCUGUGGUUCCCUCGGUGAUGUUGAUUCUCGGAGGCAUGCUUGCAGAAGGCCCAAAUGACAACGCCCUUGGUAAGCGGACCAUCAUAGGUAUAAUCGUCGCAAGGCUUCUGAUCCUCCCGUGCAUUGGUAUCGGCAUCGUGAUUCUAGCAGACAAGUUAAACCUGCUCGUUGAGAACGACUACAUGUAUCGGUUUGUGCUCUCACUGCAAUACUCCACCCCAAGUGCCAUCCUUCUCGGCGCGAUCGCGAGCCUGAGGGGUUACAGCGUUAAGGAAGCAUCUGCGCUCCUCUUCUGGCAGCACAUCUGCGCGGUGUUCUCUCUUUCCAUCUACCUCGUCGUAUAUUUCAAGCUGUUGUCGUACAUCUGAAGCCUCGCAAAACCGGUUUAUAGCAGUCAUCAUGCGAGGUGAUUCCCAGGAAAAGGAGUGCUUGAAUGAAUUCUCAGCCAUGCCUCCUUGUGGUUAAGAAGUGUAUCAUAAUUUGCUAGUGAUUGUAUUUCUAUCACAUGUAUUAUUAUUCGAGAACAGGAGAUACACUUUUUGUCGUUAAUUACUGUCGAUACAUUGGGUCUGUACAUGAUUUUGAUCUUAUUGCAAUAUUGCACCUUUUGGCUGCCAUUGCCAGUUUGUAGAA
Messenger RNA from Hordeum vulgare subsp. vulgare (domesticated barley), 1990 nucleotides. Its product is annotated as protein PIN-LIKES 2. Gene Ontology annotation, cellular component: membrane. The record is from RefSeq and is a predicted model, not a curated record. The transcript is spliced from 2 exons. Gene Ontology annotation, biological process: endoplasmic reticulum to cytosol auxin transport. The coding region runs from base 364 to 1725 and encodes 453 amino acids. NCBI's taxonomy places the organism in Eukaryota, Viridiplantae, Streptophyta, Magnoliopsida, Poales, Poaceae.